Molecule: messenger RNA, 1211 nt
Organism: Otolemur garnettii (small-eared galago)
Lineage: Eukaryota; Metazoa; Chordata; Mammalia; Primates; Galagidae
Gene: SH2D4B
Product: SH2 domain containing 4B
Exons: 5
Coding region: 137-847 (236 amino acids)
Cellular component (GO): cytoplasm
Source: RefSeq, a predicted model, not a curated record
CAGUUUAAGUCAUUCCUUACUAAUUGGAAAUCAAACCCGUUUCUUCUUUGUUCCUCCUUUUAUUGUGACACACACAGCGAGUGAUAAGCACAUCCAGUGGCUCCUGGGGGCAGACGGUGAGGUCUGGGUCUGGGUCAUGGGAGAAGGCCCUGGAGACAAGCCCUAUGAAGAGAUCUCUGAAGAGCUGAUUGCAGAGAGGGCGCGGCUGCAGGCACAGAGGGAGGCUGAAGAGCUUUGGAGACAGAAGGAGGCAGAGAUCACCAAGAAGUUCCGGGACGCUCUGGCCAAUGAGAAAGCCCGGAUCCUGGCGGAGAAGUGGAAGGUGGAGAUGGAAGACCGCAAGGCUGCCAAAGUUUUAGAGGAACGUAUCCACGAAGAAUUCAAGAGGAAAGAGGAAGAGGAGAGGAAGCGAGGCGAAGAGCAGAUCCGCCUGCAGGAAGAGCAGCGGGCGAAGGAGCUGUACUGGACCCUGAAGCAGGCUCAGCUGCACUGCCAAGCCAGCGAGAAGGAGGAGCGGGAGUGGGAGGAGCAGUGGAUUAUUAGCCGAGAAAAUGCAGAAGAUCUCUUGGAGAACAUGACUGAGGGAGCAUUUCUGGUCCGGGUCAGUGAGAAAAUCUGGGGUUACACCCUCUCCUACCGCCUGCAGAAAGGGUUCAAGCACUUUCUUGUGGAUGCCUCUGGAGAUUUUUACAGCUUCCUGGGAGUGGACCCCAAUCGCCAUGCUACACUCACAGAUCUCAUUGAUUUCCACAAGGAGGAAAUUAUCACUGUUUCAGGGGGAGAGUUGCUGCAGGAACCCUGUGGACAGAGGGACAGCCCACCAGACUACCAUCUGUUGUUUGAAUGAUUUCUUCUUCUUAUCAGUUGGAUUUCUCUGGGCAUCCUCUUUUUGAACUCAGCAUAAAAACUUCCCAGCUCAAAUCCUUGUGGACUUCUGGAAGAUCCAUCACUGUUGAAAGGAACAAGUCGACUAGUGUGUCUCAAGGGAUAUGAAAUGUUUGGCAUAUGGGCUGCUGCUCUCAUCCUGAUGCUCAGUACAUAAAUUGCUAAUAGCUGAUGCAACUCUUUCAGAAGAGUUUAGCUAUGACCUCAGAAGAAAAGCCUAUUUUCCAUGGCUACCCUCAACUGAGCUCCUAGACUGCGUGAGUUUUAGAAAUCCAAAAUAAUUCUGGUGCCGAACCCUGAAUUAAAAAUGGUUAAACCUUGGUAGA